AUGGCGGACAAGGAAGCCACAGUCUAUGUCAUCGACCUGGGUGAGUCCAUGGCCGACUGUCACAAUGGACGUAAUGAAUCCGAUCUCGACUUUGGCAUGCGCUACAUCUGGGACAAGAUUUCAACUACCGUGGCAGCCAGCCGCAAGACCUGGAACGUGGGUGUCGUGGGCCUCAACACCAAUGAGACCAACAACAACGAAAACAGGGAAGAGUAUCAGGGUUACGAGAACAUAUCGGUUCUCCAGGAGCUUGGGCCCAUGACCAUGACUUCUCUAAGAGCACUCAAGAGCAAGAUUGAGCCAUCCAGUACCUCCAGCGCAGACGCUAUUUCGGCAAUCGUGGUUGCCCUCAGAAUGAUCCAAUCCUUCACGAAGAAGUUGAAGUACAAGCGGAAGAUUAUCGUCGUAACAAACGGGGAGUCACCUAUCGAUGAUGAUCAGUCUGAAGAGGUGGCGAACAUGCUCAAUGACGUGGGAAUAGAGCUUAUCGUGCUCGGUGUGGAUUUUGACGAUGCCGAAUAUGGCUUCAAGGAGGAGGAUAAGCCACGCCACAAGGAGCAAAACGAGAAAAUCCUCAAAACGCUGGUAGACCACUGUGAGAGCGGCGCAUUCGGCACCAUGGCACAAGCAGUGGAAGAGCUUGCCACUCCCAGAAUCAAAUCCGUCAGGCCUUUCAAGGCAUAUGAUGGCCCUCUGACGCUCGGAGACCCCCAAAAAUAUCCGAGCGCGCUGAGCAUUCAGGUUGAGCGCUACUUCAAGACCAAGAGAGCAACACCUCCGUCAGCGAGCAAUGUGGCCAACCCUAACGGACCGCCUCAGACACAGGUUUGGGACGAAGACCACGGCGUACCAUUUAGUGGUGUGGGCUUUCAGCCAGUCAAGCAACUGCGCACAUACAGAAUUGAGGACUCCAAGGCAGCAGGAGGGAAGAAAGACGUCGACAUGGAGGAUCUUGCCAAGGCAUAUCAGUAUGGCAGGACCGUAGUCCCCUUUGGCAAGAGUGAGGAGGACUACCUGAAAUACGAGACAACGAAGAGUUUCACAAUCAUCGGCUUCGUUCCCAUGAGCAGCUAUGAGCCAUUCUUGAACAUGGGAGAGACAGGCCUCAUUGUUGCUCAAAAGGUGAACGAGGAAGCGGAGCUCGGUCUAUCGGCUCUUAUUCAUGCUCUACAUGAGCUUGAGUCCUACGCUGUGGCCAGAUAUGUCAACAAAGAUAAAGCACCACCCCAAAUCCUUCUUCUCAAGCCAAAUCCGGCUAUCGAAGACGACAUUGAGUGCUUGUACGAUAUCCCGCUGCCGUUUGCGGAGGACGUCAGGAGUUAUCAGUUCCCUCCGUUGGACAAAGUGUUGACUAUCACGGGGAACGUACUCACGGAACAUCGCCUUCUACCCAACAAUGAUUUACAGCAGGCGAUGAGCGACUACGUCGAUGCAAUGGACUUGACUGAAUAUGGGCAGGAUGACGAUGGACACCCUGCGGAAUACGCGCCCAUUGAUGACCUGUAUAACCCCGUCAUCCACCACAUGAACCAAGCGAUCCGUAAUCGCGCAGUGAACCCUGAUGCUCCUUUACCACCCGUAGCCGAAAUCCUCACACGCUUCACGCAUCCGCCUGAACCACUGAUAGCGAAAGCCAAGACAGAGAUCGACGGAUUGAUAAAAGCAGCAGAAGUCAAGAAAGUCCCCCCAAAAGUACAAGGCAAACGCGGCAGGAAAGACACCGUCAAACCUCUAUCCGGGCUGGACAUCGACGCCCUUCUCGGAGAGACCCGACCGCGAACGAAGAAGACGCCCAUGAUAUCCACGGAAAAUGCGAUUCCCGAAUUCAAACAAAUUCUGGAAACAGCCGAAGACGACGAGACCAUUGAAACUGCCGCCAAGCAGAUGGGAAAUAUCAUUUGCAAGCUUGUCAGCGACAGCUUUGCGGAUGUGCUGUACCCGAGAGCUGCCGAGAACAUCCGGGUGAUGAGGGAGGAGCUAAUAAACAUGGAAGUUCCGACGCUUUACAACAAGUACAUUACAAAACUCAAAGAGAGCCUGCUCUCGGGCAACUUGAAUGGGGAUCGAAGGGAAAUGUGGUUCCGAUGGAUUGUUGGAGGGCGCUUGGGGUUGAUCACACAGGAUGAAUCUGAGGUGUCCGAAGUUAGUGAGAAGGAGGCAAAGGCUUUUCUGAAGUGA
Messenger RNA from Neurospora hispaniola, 2178 nucleotides. Its product is annotated as protein Ku80. NCBI's taxonomy places the organism in Eukaryota, Fungi, Ascomycota, Sordariomycetes, Sordariales, Sordariaceae. Gene Ontology annotation, molecular function: double-stranded DNA binding; telomeric repeat DNA binding; damaged DNA binding. The coding region runs from base 1 to 2178 and encodes 725 amino acids. The record is from RefSeq and is a predicted model, not a curated record. Gene Ontology annotation, cellular component: Ku70:Ku80 complex; nucleus. The transcript is spliced from 7 exons. Gene Ontology annotation, biological process: double-strand break repair via nonhomologous end joining; telomere maintenance; DNA recombination.